Glycine soja is the source of this 555-nucleotide messenger RNA. RefSeq lists its product as uncharacterized. The record is from RefSeq and is a predicted model, not a curated record. The transcript has a single exon. NCBI's taxonomy places the organism in Eukaryota, Viridiplantae, Streptophyta, Magnoliopsida, Fabales, Fabaceae. The coding region runs from base 1 to 555 and encodes 184 amino acids.
AUGAACAGGUUGUUUCAGCCUCACUUACGAAAGUAUAUCAUUGUCUUCUUCGAUGAUAUACUGAUCUACAGCCGCAGCUUGGAUGAGCAUCUAAACCACUUGGAAAUCGCGUUUCAGGUAUUGAAGAGUGGCAAGUUUACUCUUAAAUUCACCAAGUGUUCAUUUGCGCAGAAACAAAUAGACUACUUGGGUCACGUCAUGUCCAGCGAUGGCGUUCAACCCGUGCCUGAGAAGAUACAAGCUAUUCAAACAUGGCCUCAACCACGGACAACGCGAGCUUUGCGUGGCUUCCUGGGGUUAGUAGGAUUCUAUUGCAGGUUUAUAAAGGGGUACGCGACGAUAGCUAGCCCACUCUCUCAACUAUUAACCAAGGCAGAGCUGGUAUGGUCACCGGAAGCAGAAAGCGCAUUUCAGAGGCUCAAGAAUGCAGUCACGACGACGCCGGUGCUUGCUCUCCCAGACUUCACUAAGCCCUUUACGGUGGAAACUGCUGAGGUCAAUCUAAACCCUCAUCAAAAUCAGAGAAUAAACCCACAUCAAUACGUGAAACCCUGA